Molecule: messenger RNA, 2215 nt
Organism: Ostrea edulis (European flat oyster)
Lineage: Eukaryota; Metazoa; Mollusca; Bivalvia; Ostreida; Ostreidae
Product: flavin-containing monooxygenase 5-like
Exons: 11
Coding region: 148-1602 (484 amino acids)
Molecular function (GO): flavin adenine dinucleotide binding; NADP binding; N,N-dimethylaniline monooxygenase activity
Source: RefSeq, a predicted model, not a curated record
CGGAAAGUAAAGUUGACGUAGUUGUUAUUGGCGCGGGGAUUUCCGGCCUUGUCACUGCUAAAUGCCUCCUGGAUGAUGGGUUCCAAGUGACAGUUAUAGAGGGAACAGGAGAUAUUGGUGGACUAUGGACUUUCAGAGAAAAUAACUAUGGUGUUAUGCGAUUUACUCACAUGUGAUCCUAACUUCAGUAUCCCAAGAUUAUACAUAAAUGUAUCCAAGUACAAUUACUGCUUUUCCGAUUUUCCUUUCCCUGAUGAUGUGCCUGAUUAUCCUCAUAACAAAGACAUGGCUCAAUACAUAAAGGACUAUGCCACCAAUUUUGGACUGGAGAAAUAUAUAAAGUUCUUCACCAAAGUGACAAAAUUAGAAAGAACAGAUAAUGGUAAAUGGACUGUGGUGUGUCGGAGAGUAGAGGAAGGAGAACAGGGUGAAGUCAAUAGUCUGGACUCUAGUGAAGAAAUCAUCAGUGCAAGAUACGUAGCCAUAGCCUCAGGACACCAUGCUACUCCUGUGAUGCCAACAUUCCGUGGCCAAGAGACUUUCACAGGAGACAUUCUUCACAGUGUGAAGUUCAAGGAUGCGCUCACUAAUGGAUUGGUGGGUAAGAGGGUGUUGAUCGUCGGUAUUGGUAACAGUGCCGUGGAUGCAGCUGUGAACUGUGCCUCUGUAGGAAGAUGCAAAUCAGUGCAUGUGAGCACAAGAUCGGGAGCCUGGAUUGUUCCUAAUUACGUGUUUGGCCACCCAACAGACCUAUAUGCCUGCAGAGCCUUUUUCAAGAUACCAUGGCAAAUGGCUUCAGCUCUCUUUGAAAACAUUAUAACUUUAAUUUCUGGAAAUCCAAGAAGAUGGAAUCUGAACCCCAAAAUGAAGCUUCUACAAACUCAACUGACUGUCAGUCCAUGUUUGAUCCAUCAUAUUCAACGCCAUGAUAUAAAAAUUGUACCAAAUGUCCUGAAUAUAGAGGGGUCAAAGGUCACAUUUGUGAAUGGUGAGUCAGCUGAAUUUGAUGCUAUAGUGAUGUGUACUGGAUACAAGAUUGAUUUGCCAUUCCUGAGUGAGGAACUGAAGAAGACAAUCUUAAAUGAAGAAACAAAUUCUAUAAAUCUUUACAAGAAUGUCUUCAACCCUGAUAUAGGACACACAUUAGCAUUCAUUGGGUUUGUUCAGCCUGCCUCAGGGGGACUGUUGCCCAUGUCUGAAAUCCAGGGCAGGUGGUUCACAGAAAUAUGCAGGGGGCGCUGCAGUCUGCCAACAAAGUCAGCAAUGAAAGACAACAUUCAGGAAGAGAAGGAGGAGAUGAAAUCCAGAUACUAUCAUUCCAACCGUCACACAAUCCAGAGAGACCCAAUCCUCUACAAUGAUGAAAUAUCUGCCAUGUUUGGUGCCAAACCAGAGCUGUUAAAGAAUCCGUCAAUAGCUUGGAGAUUACUGCUUGGGUCCUGUGGUACUUACCAGUAUCGACUCCAGGGACCCAAUGCUUGGAGCGGUGCCAAGACAGCAGUGAUGAAAGUUCCUGUCCCAGAGAUGUACCAGUACACGGGAAUUGCUGUGGUGGUAUUUCUGGCAAUAUGGCUGCUAUACAUUUUUUCUUUUGUGUUCUGACUUUUUAACACAAACUUUAAUUGUUUACAAAACUUGUGACUUCAUUGCCUGAUUGUGAUAUAACAAUGUGCAAUUGGCAGUAUUAAAAAAAAAACAAUUGCGAUAAUUUUAUGUAAAAACAUGUAUACAAUUAAUUUUGUGCUUUGUUGGUUAAAAGUUUCUUUGAUCCCCAUUUUGCAAUUGUCAGUGUAUUGGAUUUUACCACAGACCCAUAAUCAAUGGUCUGGAUGGUUCAUUAACCCCUCCCCCCUUCUAGAAUUACUAAAGCAAAACAAAAAUAGAAUGCAAACUUGAACCCUUUAAUUCUCAUCACAUUUUGGGAUGUGUUUUUGUUUUUUACCCUUUAUGUCUUUCAGUUCAUUUUCAGUAUUUAAAAAACACCACACAAUCCAGAGAUUUAUUCAACAUCUGAGUAAUCCUGAGUAUUUACUGACCUUUCUGAAAAGUACUGUCAUCGGGUCUAACUCUAGACUCUUGACUGGUUUUAAGACAUCCAAAUGCAGCUUAAAUUUAUAAUUCCUGUUAUAAAUUCUAGUCAAUUCUAUUUUUGUAAAGUUACAUGUAUGUUCUGUAAUUUAAAAAAUGCUUGAAAAUAAAUAUUAUUUAAAUUGUC